AUGUUGAAUGCCUAUCUUCACAUCGGGUGGAUCUGCAUCUGCCUGGGAUCUGCUGCCAUUCCACAAGAGGCAGCAACAGAUAACAGGUACGAGAAGGCGGUGAACAUAAAGAAGGUCCAACACCAGCCAGUUGUCCGGGGAUUAGCUGACUCUGCCUUGCUACCCUGCAUUUUCUCUGUGCUCCCCAGUUCAACCACUGACCCCUUGCUGCUUCAUGACCCUCCUCGGAUCAAAUGGACCAAAGUGUCACUCGAAGGUGGGAACAGUAAGGAAGUUCUUAUUCUGGUAGCCAAGAACAACACGGUGAAGCUGAACCCAGCCUACAAGGGCAGGGCCAGCCUGCCUGGCUAUGGCCCCUUCCACUACAACGCCAGCCUGCAGAUCGUUUCUCUGCGAGCAAGUGAUGCGGGUGUCUAUCAGUGUGAAGUGGUCGUGGGAAUGGAUGAUGAGCAGGAUACCGUGCCACUGCAGGUUAUCGGGACGGUGUUCCACUAUCGCUCCAGCAACAACAGGUAUGCAUUAACCUUCAAGGAAGCUACACAGAUCUGUCAGCAGAAUUCGGCCACAAUGGCCUCACCCCAGCACCUCCUGGCUGCCUUCCAGGAUGGGUUCAACCACUGUGAUGCUGGCUGGCUCUCUGACCAGACUGUACGGUAUCCAAUCAAGACACCAAGACCUGGUUGCUAUGGCGAUAAAUUUGAAUAUCCUGGCAUCAGAACCUAUGGGGUUCGGGAUCCGGGUGAGCGGUACGAUGUCUACUGUUAUAUCAAGGAACUGAAAGGCUCUGUGUUUCAUGAAUCAGCCCCUCAGAAGUUGAACUUCACGGAGGCAAUGCACCAGUGCCUGAUCAAAGGGGCAGAGUUAGCCACCGCUGGCCAGCUGUACCUGGCGUGGAGCCAAGGCUUGGAUCGUUGUGAUGCAGGCUGGCUGGCUGAUGGGAGCGUCCGUUAUCCUAUCAACAUUCCCCGGAGGAAUUGUGGUGGGGAUGCGCCAGGAGUAAGGACAAUUUAUCAACUCCCAAACAGGACAGGCUUCCCCGACCCUGGUUCCAAGUAUGAUGCCUACUGUUUCCAAGCUGCUGGUGUCCAGCCAUCCAGUGGUGUGAGGAAUCACUCGGCAGGGAGCCAAGAGCAGUGGGCUGUGGCAGAGGAAGGCAGUGGAGGGGACCCAGAGUUGGCCCUGUCCAUGCCCCGGGGCUUCACGCUGAAAACCCCCAUGCAACAACAUCUGGGCAGCAGGCAGCCUCCUCCAGUGAGGCCAAGCCACUCCAGGCAAUUCCACAGCUCUGAGGAAGAGGAUCGGAAUGACCGGUCCAGCCCCGGGCCACUGCCCACAGCCCCAGGAUCGAAGCAUCAUACCUGGGCACUGCCGACUCUGGAGAUGCCGGGCCCUGUAGCUUCUGCCUCCUGGUCUGACCGGACAGCUGACCCACGGCCAAUGGAGACUCAUCCCGUGGCAUUGUUGGACCUCAAGGAGUCAAACAAGCUACCUCAGUUAGAGCAAUGGCCUGACACAGGGAAGGAGCAGGUGCUGGGAAGUGUUGUGGUAGCCAGAACAGAGACAGUGACCCCCACCAGACAGUUCCGUGAGCCACCACCAACCCCCACUGGACUGCUCCAUCAGCUGCCACCGAUCCCAACUGAGACCAGCAGCCUUGCCACAGGACGACUGACUACAAAAGACUGGGCAGGGGAGAGACCGGGUAGGCCAACAUCCAUGGAGCCAGUUACUACUAAAGCAAGAAGAAUGGAGAACGUGUCUGCAGAAGCUGACGAAGAAACCAGUGAUGAGAAAAUGGACGCUGCAAAAAUUAAACGGGCCGGUGAGGAGGACUGGAGGGGUGGAAGCAUAAAGCUACUACAGUCACUGGCGACGGUGGGAACCAUCACUGGGAGUGAGGUCUCACUGACUGGUGCCGAUGUCACUCCCCAAAACCGUGGCUCAGUGCUCACAUCCAGUACACCCAUAGAAAUUGGCGUGGAAGCUUCCGGGGAGACAACUUUCAGAGAGGAUCUAGAAUAUCUUUCAGCACUAAACCAGGGAGCUGAGAUUGGCAGUAACAAAGGAAGGGAAGGUUCUCAUCAGUCAAUCAGCCUUGGUACAGGGGCAGUGGAGAGGCAGAGCACCAGUCUGUUCCCAUUUCCAAACCUUGGUGAUGAGAAUCACAGCUCGGCUGAUGAUGAGAGGAAGAUCUUAUCUCUGUCUUACCUUCCAUCUCCAGACAGUGUCAGCUAUACCAGUGGGGAGCUCACUGACAUCUUGUUCUCUCCGACUGGGCAGUCUACAUUGACACAUCACCCUCCAGAGGCAGUAAGUGUGUCCACAGUAACUCUGGAUCUGGGUGGAAGUGAUGAGGAAGGAGGCAGUGUGCAGGAGGAGCAUAGCCAGGCUUUGUCUAUCCAGGAGGGAAGCCACUCACAAGCUGAGGUUGUGUCAACCUUCACGAGGACCCUGGCACCACUCCCAGCUUCCGAGGAAGGACUUCAUGUCACCACACUGGCAGCAGAGGAGAAGACUGAGAGUUUGAUACUGCGUCCUCUGUUCUCAGGGGGAGGUGUUACCCCAGCACCAGGUGAGAGGCAGCAAAGGGUGAGAGUGAAAUUGGAGCAGACAUACUUGAUGCAGUUAGAGCAGGAGUCGGAGACCCUGGAGGAGCUGGCUGGAAGCCAGCCUGACAUGAAGGAUAUUCCAGAUGUGUCGACCAUCAGCCUUCAGUCCCUGGUUGCGAUCCCUUCGGGUGAGAUGGAACACGAAGCAGGUUAUUUGUCCCACAUGGGCUCACUGCAGGCUUCAGCUGAAAGCAUGCAGGUAAUGACUGAAGCCUCUAUCAGAGGUAGGAGCAGUCAAAUAUCUACCACGGGCAGCUCAGAUGCAGGAUUAUUGCCACACACAGAGCAACUUGCCAAGGACCUUAUCACAGCCCCUGGUGGACCCACAGAUCCCUCAGAGCUGCUAACUUUGUCUUCAGGUAAUGGGUCUAUGUUGUUAGUCCCGGGACCAACCUUGGCCACGAGGAGAAAUGUUUGGCCAACCCUGACAAAUGCAGAAGGAGUAAUGGAGCAAAUGGACACUGGGGAAACCUCUGGUAUGAAUCCAGCAGCCAAGUUGGAAGCUCACAUUGUCAAAGAAGCAAAGGGAAUGAAUCAGCCAAUCACAACAGAGCCCAUUACUACACAGUCAGAAUCCCCAUCUAUGUUGGUCAAUCCAGCAGAGCUAUUACCUGUAGCAACAAGGCUGGGCACAGUGGAAGAGGAGGGUGGGUUAAUAAGUGUGGGGAGGCUGAAUGCUGCUGAUGAGGGCUCUGCUUUCCAAGAAGGCCCUGAGAUCUUCACGUCUAUGCCAUUUCCCAUCUUAUCCUACCAGCAAGAGUCCACUCACCAUGAAACCAGAGAGCCUGUGGUGGGAUCAGCACCACAGCAGAUCCAGGCGCAGACUUCUGAAGCCAGACAGGUAUCAGCAGAUGAUACAGGCGAGGGCUCUACCAUGCUAGAACAGACACUGACCAUCAAGGAUCUUCUCAACUCUGCUUCGGGGCAAGUUGCAGAGGUCUGGACAGUCACACCUGGAAACGCGAAUGUCAGCGGUUCUGAUGAGGAUUCAUUCUAUGUUGGACCAGAUGAACCAGACCCUUGCCAGACAAACCCCUGCCUCCAUGAGGGAACCUGCUUGUCUAACAGCACCAUGUACACCUGCGACUGCGCGGCUGGCUUCACUGGAGAGAACUGUGAAAUUGAUAUUGAUGAAUGCCACUCCAGCCCGUGUGAGAAUGGAGCGACCUGUGUAGACGGAACCAAUUCCUUCACCUGCCUCUGUUUGCCCAGUUAUACUGGCAGCCUGUGCGAAGAAGAUACGGAGGGCUGUGAUCACAACUGGCAGAAAUUCCUGGGACAUUGUUACCGGUACUUCUCUCACCGACGACUGUGGGAAAAUGCAGAGAAGGACUGUCGCAGUCAUGGAGCUCACCUGGUCAGCAUUCACUCUGUUGAGGAGAAGGAAUUCCUAAAUGGACUGAGUCGGGAGUACGUCUGGAUCGGUCUGAAUGACAGGACUAUCGAGGAUGACUUCCAGUGGACAGACGGCACCCCUUUGCAAUAUGAGAACUGGCGGAUAAACCAACCUGACAGCUUCUUCGCAGGAGGUGAGGACUGCGUGGUCUCCAUCAAACACGAGAACGGGAAGUGGAAUGAUGUUCCCUGUAAUUACAACCUGCCCUACAUCUGUAAGAAAGGCACAGUCCUGUGUGGCCCCCCACCCCCAGUGCAAAACGCCAUAGUGAUGGGGCGCCGGAAGGCCCGCUACGAGAUCCACUCGCUGGUUCGAUACCAAUGCCAGGACGGCUUCACCCAGAGGCACAUCCCCACUGUCCGGUGUCACAGCAGUGGCAAGUGGGACCGGCCUAGGGUCGUCUGUCUGAGCCGAGCAUCUGGAAAUCGCAGGUCGCCAAGGCACCAGCACAAAGGCAGCAGGAAGGAGAAGCGAAAGCACAAAAAGCAUCUUGAGUCACUUCGGAUGGAGAUGAAACGUUUCUACUGA
Messenger RNA from Hypanus sabinus (Atlantic stingray), 4533 nucleotides. RefSeq names its product neurocan b (gene ncanb). Lineage: Eukaryota; Metazoa; Chordata; Chondrichthyes; Myliobatiformes; Dasyatidae. Gene Ontology annotation, biological process: cell adhesion. The transcript is spliced from 14 exons. Bases 1 to 4533 code for a protein of 1510 amino acids. The record is from RefSeq and is a predicted model, not a curated record. Gene Ontology annotation, molecular function: hyaluronic acid binding; calcium ion binding.